Messenger RNA from Asterias rubens (European starfish), 2121 nucleotides. RefSeq lists its product as uncharacterized. NCBI's taxonomy places the organism in Eukaryota, Metazoa, Echinodermata, Asteroidea, Forcipulatida, Asteriidae. Bases 154 to 1941 code for a protein of 595 amino acids. The record is from RefSeq and is a predicted model, not a curated record. The transcript is spliced from 15 exons.
GCAUGUGCAUCAUCAACGAACAUGAUUAUUUGAAAGCUCUCGUCUCGGUUGAGUCUAAAUUGUCCAAUUUUGUCUCAAUUUCAGCAAUUUGCCUCCCCCAGUGACAAUCACAGAAAGAGGAGCUGUUCUCAUCCGAAUCGUGGACGAAAAUUCAUGGUCAAAAUGAAGUUGCUCUGCAGCAGUGCGUUGUUUGGGAUUGUUUUGAUGCUACAUUGUGCGGAGGGAGUUUUCCAGCCAGAGUGCGAUUCGUUGGAUGGCGCCAUUGAUAGUAUCCAGCAGUCGUUUGCACAAAUUAAUGUCAUUGAAGGUUUGGGAUCAGCCACUAUAAAUUGCACCAAGAAACCAGACUGUGAUGGCUUCACUUGUAUAUUGGGUUUCCAGUCACAAAAGACGGAGAUAACAGUGGAACUGAAACCAUGUGAAGACCCUCCUCAGAUGUUUGUCUUAAUGCAAAAUUUGGACGGCACAGAACCUUUUGUAGAGGAGACGGUUACACAUGGGGAUUCAUUCCCAAUACCAGGUAUAGAGUAUACGUAUGAAUUCUUCAGAAUGCAGGCAGCGCUUGGAGUGGAAUUUCAGAAUGUCAGCAGUGGUCUUAGCAUCGGGCUGAGUUUGGAUUUGUAUACGAACGGGAGAAAACUCACGUCUUUGCCUCUGUUGCCACCUACAGUUAUCGCAGUACCAGAAUGUACUUCUGCAGGUGCAGAUAAUCAGUGUAUGCAUAUGCAAACUCUUGUCGAGUCGUUGGAUCCGCCUCACAAUUUCCAGUGUUUCAAGAAUCCGGACUGUAAAGGUUUUAACUGUACAGGGGCUAUCCAGAUAUCAGGUUUUAAUCUAUAUGCUACUGCUAAAGUGGUCAUAUUAAGCUGUACAAACCCUGUAUCUUAUGUGAUCUCUGUUGGACCACCGAAUAGCCCCCCUUCUGACACUGUAGUCUUUAGCUACUCCAAAAAUGUCCAACUGGCUCUUGAAGAUUUGCCAGGAGUAACAUCUGACUUAAAUGUAACGAUGAUUCCAUAUACACAGGAUAUUGACUACAUAAGAACUACAAUAGAGGUAGUUGUGUGUUAUCCUGGUAUAGAUUGCAUUAGAGAUGUUUUCGUUGACAAUGCUCUUGUACCGAUUCCGCCCUGUGACAAGCCACUUCCAGUUCCAACUUCUGGCAGCAUCACACCGAUACCAGGUAAUGAAGAUGAAUGCCUUACGAUGACGGACAUUGCUAAGGAUAUCCAGAAUAACGAGUUCCUGGAACCAGACUCCAUGUUUUGUCAUCACAACGGGCCAUGCGAUGGAAUUGAGUGCAGGAUAAACACAAGUCCUGACUGGUACGAUAUUAGCAUGACAUUGCUUCAUUGUGAUGAUCCUGUUCGGAUCCUUGUUGUCAUAAAGAGCAGCAGUGGCUUUAAUCAAGAGAGAUAUGUCUACAAUGAUGAUACACUUAGCAUCAAUGAAAUCAUAGAUGACUCAACUCUGACGUUCCAUAUGGUGAAGGAUGAAAGUGACGAAGUGGAGUUAGCGUUAAUACUAAAGAUACAAGCGUCUUCACCGUAUGGACAGUCUGUGUAUCUUAUCCAAAAUCAUACUGUACCCGUUGGUCCAUGUUCAUCACCUACCCCAACAGGCAACCCGUCGGGCAACCCAACUUCAGCAACCACCCUGAUGACCACCGAGGCAAUGGCCCCGAAGACUGGACCACCCAAACCAAAAGUGACAAAGAAACCAAACAAGGAGACCACAAAGGAUCCCAAGAAUUCUAAGAACGACGCUAAGAAAGUACACAACGGCCAACAAUCAAAUUCAGCGACCAUCGGCAUUGGGAUUGGAAUUGCCGCUUUGAUCGCUGUAGUUGUGAUCAUUCUUGUUGGUGUGCGGUACUAUCGUCGUAAUCGCACAUCCACUGACCAUAUGUCUUUAGUGGAGAACUCAACUGCACCCAUUUAGAUUUGGUACUACAGACAGCAUAAGGAGGUCAGUAGAAUCCUAUAUCUACCUUUUUAAUCAUUCCAACAAUAGACAAUUCUAAAAAUCCUCUUCAUGGAACUCUUAGGCACAGGACACUAUUUGUAAUUACUCAAAAUAUUUGAUUUCUUUAAAAACUCACUUGGUAAUGAGCAAUGGAGA